AAGCACUUAUCCGUCUUAGCCUGUUGAUUUAUUAUGCUGUCUACAGAGAUGCUCAGCAGAGUGAUACAUCGAUUCAUCAAAGAUACUGCUGAAAACUAGGAACAGGUCACCAGAAUGGCUUCUAUUGGACAAAUAAUCUUUGGAAGUAUGAUUUUUCUCAUAGUCGUAAUAUCUGGACUCAUCAUUUUCAUAUUGGCUAUUGCAUUUUCAGUGUCCCAAGGUACAGUUGAGAGCAGAAGUCCCUCUACUGUGGGGAACCUUGCGGAGGAUGUGGUCCUGGAUUGCAGGUUCCUUAGCAACAGUGGCAAUGCACAGUUCAGCGAUGUGUCAAUCACUUGGCUGAAAGACUCUCUCAGUGGGGUGGUCUAUGAAUACAAGAAAAAAGCAGCCCAGCUUCAGGGGCAGAACGCACAGUUCCAAAACAGGGUUCAACUGUUCUCAGAUGCUAUAUCAAUGGGCAACGCGUCCCUAAUGCUGAGAAAUGUGAAGCUGGAGGAUGAGGGUGUUUACCGCUGCUCUGUCAAUGCACCAAAAGUCUCAGGGACUACCAGUGUUAACCUCCGAGUGGCUGCUUUCUCAGCUCCCACAUUUAAUCUACAGUCAAAUGGGUCUCUAUCUGCUCAGGCUAACAAAUGGUUUCCCCGACCUGAGGUUAGCUGGUUGAGUCAGAGUGGACAGCUUUUGAACAGCACCCAGAUUAUCAACAAUGCAGGAAUCAUGAAUCAAGUUUUUAGUGUCCUCGAACAACCAGUAAAGGAAGAUGACACCUACACCUUUCUUAUCCAGAACCGUCUUGUGAAAGCUAUCUCAGAGGCAACUGUAUCAGCAAACAGAGUGACUGGGAGGACAUACUUCAUAUUCAGUUCUGCAUCUACAAAAGUGCCAUCCUUACAACUUCUGUUCACAGUCAUCUUUGUUCUCUCUGCAAACCAGUAGAUGCCGUAUCCAGUUUAAAAAAGUUGUAGCCUGCUUCUAAGCAGAAACUAAUGCAAAAGGUAUUUUUAGAUUAAAGCAAGAGAUAGCACGUUAUGGUUUCCAUGCCAUUUACAUGUACUUGCUAUUAUAAUAAUAAUUAAUUAUGCAUAAUGACAUGCAAGUAAUCUUAAAACAAAUCCUUACCCUGACCAUAUAAGUACAUGUAGAUAAUUAAUAUUACUCAUACUUAUAUGUAUAAUUACACUGUAAAAUAAAGUGUAAGCCAAAAAUAUAAUCUCUAUUAGGAUAUUAUAUUUGGCUAUAAUUGGUGAUGCCCAAGAAAUCAUGGUUCUCUCAAGCCAAUUAUGUUUGUCAUCCUAAACCAUAAUGACAUUUCCAUCAUAAAGAAAAUGUAUGUAUGUGUAUAU
Carassius gibelio (silver crucian carp) is the source of this 1343-nucleotide messenger RNA. RefSeq names its product V-set domain-containing T-cell activation inhibitor 1-like. The record is from RefSeq and is a predicted model, not a curated record. The transcript is spliced from 5 exons. NCBI's taxonomy places the organism in Eukaryota, Metazoa, Chordata, Actinopteri, Cypriniformes, Cyprinidae. Bases 115 to 936 code for a protein of 273 amino acids.